AUGACGUCUUCACCUUCAUUCAUCCCUCCUUCAUCCACCUUUUUAUCCACUAAGCCGAUGCAGAGGCUUCAGCCAGGUAUUCGAUGUGUUGACCCAGUUAGCCAGCAGGGUAACCGCAGGAUGAAGGCUGCGGCUGACUUCGCCAAGGCCCACCUGUCUGGGGCGCUCCGCCAGCAGCUACUGACCUACGAACGUGAGAGAGAGCGAGACAGAGAAAAAGACAAGGAGAAAGAAGAAAAAAAGGAAAGGGGCGGCCUGUCCUAUCCUUCCAUACUGGAGCAGCAGAUAUUGAAUCUGGACAGAGAAAUGCUUGAGAAGCUCUCUGCCACUUACAAUGAAGCAGGUACUACGUGUCUGGUGGCCCUGCUCUCUGAUAAGGAGUUGACGGUGGCCAACGUUGGAGACUCGCGUGGAGUUCUUUGUGACAAAGACGGAAACGCUAUUCCUCUGUCGCAUGACCACAAACCUUACCAGCUAAAAGAACGCAAGAGGAUCAAGAAGGCUGGUGGGUUCAUCAGCUUCAACGGCUCGUGGCGUGUGCAGGGCAUCCUGGCCAUGUCCCGUUCUCUGGGCGAUUACCCGCUGAAGAACCUCAACGUGGUCAUUCCCAAUCCGGACAUCAUGACGUUUGACCUGAACAAGCUGCAGCCGGAGUUCAUGAUCCUGGCCUCGGACGGCCUGUGGGACACCUUCAGCAACGAGGAGGCGGUUCGCUUCAUCAGGGAACGACUGGCCGAGCCUCAUUUCGGCGCAAAGAGCAUCGUCCUCCAAUCCUUUUAUCGUGGCUGCCCUGACAACAUCACCGUCAUGGUAGUCAAGUUUAAAGGCAAGGCCAGCGAGAAGUAGACACAACAACACACAGCAUCUAUAUCAUGUUUGAAUAUUAGUGAGAAGUAAUAGGGUUAAGAUGAGAGAUUUAAAAACUCAAAACAACAUUUUGGGUGAGAACAAUUUCUAUCACAGAUAUUUGCAGUUCCCCUCCUUUACUUUUAUUGCUUUCAUUUAGUUAUGCAACAACAGAUUGAGCUGUGUGUGUGCGUGCGUGCGUGUGUAUGCUUGAGAAUAUGAAAAUAAUUGAUAUAUUUCACGUUAACAACCAAUGCAUUGCCUGUCCAAUAAUGAGAAAAUGACAGUAAACAAGCUAGCAUGGAGUUUCACUUCCACGUCAUUUCAAAGGUCAGGUCUUCCACUAUGUGACCACUAAUGUUUAUGCUUUUAGUUUUCUAACUCUGUUGUUACAUCAUUUAAUUGUAGACUUGUGUCUACCAAGUGACUGCACUGAAAAGGUAUUUUUUUCCUGGAUCAUUUACAUGUCACUGGUGCAAAUAUGAUUGUAUUCCCUUUAUACAGGAACAACACAAAUGAUACUAUGCUUGUUUAAAUAUCACCAUCGAUAUUGUACAGCAAUACAACCAAUUACAAUGGUCGCAUCAGACUUGCUGAUCAUGGGAAUUUGAUGUAAGGAUGAAAGUUUUUUGUCUUGAAUUUUAUAAUUUUAGAUGUUGAAUGUCUAAGUUCACUUAAAUUGAUUGCUGUUUUUGUGCUAAUAAAGUCUCAAUUCUGUUUUAAUUGUUGAUACAUAUUACAUUUGUGAAAGCUGAGACUCUGGUAUGAUCCCCACCUUAUCAGCAUUUAUGUAACUACUGAUAAUGUAAUGCUGUAGAUUGUUAAAAGAAAAUCUCACAACUUAAAAAAACAAAAACAUUUUAAACUUGAGGAAGGAGUUACAGGCAGUUACAAUUGUGAAUGAUUUAGCAAUUUAAAUUAUCAAGAAAGAUUUACCAGCCUUAGGCUUCUUUUUUGCAUAAUUAUUGACGUGCUAGUCCUUUAUCUGAGGUUUCUUAAAUUAUCACAUGACAAAUUAACGUUACAAUUUCAGCCUUUAAUGCCAUGUCCUCUACAUCCUGCUAUUGAUCAUUAUUAACAUUUUCCUGAACUGUAACUCAAAAUGUAACAAGCCUUUGAAUGAAUUGUGUUAUUGUUGCCUUAUUUUUUAAACUGUUGAUUUCCUGUUAUGAAGUCUGCUACCAAAACUACUUUCAGUUUAAUGUAUUGCCGUCGAUUAUGCCAUGCACACUGCUCGACCCUGAAGUCGUACAUUUUAACUCCCAUGUAAAAUAGCAUUAUGGGAAGAAAUGUCUCUAAGAGACAUGGAAUUGUAAGAUGAAUGUACAUACUGUCCUCAUGUUAGUAUCACCCCUCCACUGUUCAUGCAUCAAUGAAUAAAGCAGUGCGCCUGUU
This is a messenger RNA of Notothenia coriiceps (black rockcod), 2241 nucleotides long. It is a transcript of the gene ppm1lb, whose product is annotated as protein phosphatase, Mg2+/Mn2+ dependent, 1Lb. Gene Ontology annotation, biological process: protein dephosphorylation. The coding region runs from base 1 to 846 and encodes 281 amino acids. The transcript is spliced from 6 exons. Gene Ontology annotation, molecular function: protein serine/threonine phosphatase activity. NCBI's taxonomy places the organism in Eukaryota, Metazoa, Chordata, Actinopteri, Perciformes, Nototheniidae. The record is from RefSeq and is a predicted model, not a curated record.